ACGUGCGUGCGUGCGCCGGGCUCGCGUGCCGCUUUCACCGUUUGCACCGCUACGGACGGCGGGGCUGGUUGCUGCGUUCACGUGCGCGCUUGUUUUAAGUGCUCGGCGGCGUUCGCGUGGCAUGUUGCGCAGGUCAGGAGGUCGUUCCGAAGUGGGGUGCGGUAGCAGCACGGACACCCCAGUCGCCUUAUAGGAGAAUCGCGAUGGCCAGCGCCGCCCCGCCGGCCUCUGGCCCUGGUACUACCGACAACGCCGGUCCUGGUGUGAGCGGAGCGACGGCCGGCGAAGGGAUCUCGCAGGACAGCACCUUCGAGUGCAACAUCUGCCUGGACACGGCCAAGGAUGCCGUCAUCAGCCUCUGCGGCCACCUUUUCUGCUGGCCUUGCUUGCAUCAGUGGCUGGAGACGCGACCCAAUCGGCAGGUGUGCCCGGUAUGCAAAGCAGGCAUCAGUCGUGACAAAGUCAUCCCUUUGUAUGGGCGAGGAAGCACAGGACAGCAGGACCCAAGAGAGCGAACUCCUCCCCGUCCUCAAGGACAGAGACCGGAGCCUGAAAAUCGAGGCGGUUUCCAGGGCUUUGGUUUCGGCGACGGUGGGUUCCAGAUGUCCUUUGGAAUUGGGGCUUUUCCCUUUGGCAUUUUUGCCACAGCCUUCAACAUCAACGACGGGAGACCGCCUCCAGCUGUGCCUGGAACCCCGCAACAUCAGGAUGAACAGUUCCUGUCCCGCCUCUUCCUGUUUGUAGCUCUGGUGAUCAUGUUCUGGCUGCUCAUUGCAUAAACUGUAAGAACUGGGAGUCGCGAAGGCCACGGACCCUCAAGAACCUUGCCUUCAAAAAGGAGAAACCAGCACACGGUCUUUUAUCAGAAGCAGUGAAGGAAAUGGUCUUUAACAUUUUUUUUCCUCUGCUUAUUUUUGUUUAAAUCUUGGUCUAAUUCUUGAAAUGUACUGUAAAUUUGCUUAAACUUUCCAGGUGGGCUCUUAUGUCUUGCUUAAGGUGUUAAGUGGCAACUUAAUUUUUCUUAAUCCUUUGACUUAAGGUAUAAAUGGUUAUGGGGAGUAACUUUUAAAUAUUAGCACUCAUUUGCUUUUUAUCUUUUGUUUUACAGUUGAGGCGAGUGCCUAUUUAAGUUCAAGGCACAAGUCACUUCUAGUUUGCUAUAUUGAUUUAUAAGCUUUUUUUUUCUUUAACUCAUCAGCUGCCCUGACAAUUAAAUGGCCCUAUUCAUUACUGGAUUUUUGUUAUACAUUAACAUGAAUUGCUCAAAUGUGCAGCAUAAUAUACGUGGGAGACCGGUAGGGUCUUCAGCAAAAAUAAACGGUUUGCCCUCCUUCCCACAAGAGGGCAGUGGAACUUGUGAUUUCUGUCUGCUUCCUACUAAAAGGGAGCCAGGAUCUGGGGCUUUAAUUGGAAAUGGUCUGCAUAAAAAAGUGGUAAUAGGUUUUUAAAAUUUGUGUAAUGCUAUUCUUUGGACCUUAAAGGAGGGUGAAGAGCUCUUUGAUCUGCUCAGAGGGCCAGCACUAGUUAAUGAUCUACAAAUUGAAAGAGAAAUCAAUGUAGUAAUGGGCACACUUUGGUCACAGUUGGCCGGGGCCAAGUGUUUUGUAGGUUUUACAUCACCACAUUAUUUAAUAAAACUACUAAAACCAAAGCUGGGAGGGUAAGGGGUUGAAGUGGUAAUAUAUUAAACUACAUGCUGGUGGCCUUUGACAAAAGUUGUUCUGUAAUCUGCAUGAGUGUAACGUGUAUUUAUUAGCCAAAAAGCUACACACAGUAUUUGUCCCCACUGACAUCUAUGCAAUAUCGUUUUGUUUCCCUGAGAAGUGAAUCUGCACAUUCAUGCUGUAACUUUUACUGACACUCUUUUGUUCAUUAAAAUGGGGAUUCAAGUAUGAAGUACUGAAGUCUAUGAUCUAAUUUUUCUUAAAUAUUAAGUGGAAAAACGUGUCCCAUUGCUGUACUUUCUGGAUAAUUGUUUGAAAUAGAACAUUUCUGAUUUUAAUGA
This is a messenger RNA of Scleropages formosus (Asian bonytongue), 2005 nucleotides long. RefSeq names its product ring finger protein 185 (gene rnf185). NCBI's taxonomy places the organism in Eukaryota, Metazoa, Chordata, Actinopteri, Osteoglossiformes, Osteoglossidae. The transcript has 7 exons. Gene Ontology annotation, molecular function: ubiquitin protein ligase activity; metal ion binding. Gene Ontology annotation, cellular component: endoplasmic reticulum. The record is from RefSeq and is a predicted model, not a curated record. Gene Ontology annotation, biological process: ubiquitin-dependent protein catabolic process. Bases 204 to 779 code for a protein of 191 amino acids.